Panicum virgatum (switchgrass) is the source of this 1492-nucleotide messenger RNA. RefSeq names its product probable protein S-acyltransferase 12. Gene Ontology annotation, biological process: protein targeting to membrane; peptidyl-L-cysteine S-palmitoylation. The coding region runs from base 138 to 1016 and encodes 292 amino acids. Gene Ontology annotation, cellular component: endoplasmic reticulum; Golgi apparatus. The transcript is spliced from 7 exons. The record is from RefSeq and is a predicted model, not a curated record. Gene Ontology annotation, molecular function: protein-cysteine S-palmitoyltransferase activity. Lineage: Eukaryota; Viridiplantae; Streptophyta; Magnoliopsida; Poales; Poaceae.
AAGCCCACCCCGAGACAGCUGAGCGCGCGCCGCCACCGACACGCAGCACCCGCGGCCCGCCUCCCUCCCCGCCUCCUGCCGCGCCUGCGGUUGCCUCCUCACCGCAAGCGAGUCCCCCACCUCGCCGGCCGACUGGGAUGGACUGCUGCCGGCACGUGAACCCGUUCCGCGCCUGCUCGGGGCUGCGCGGGCUGGGCUAUCUCAUGGUGGUGCUCGUCGGCGCCGUCGUCGCCGCCUCCUACUACGCGGUCGUCGUCUACGCCUGGGGCCCCGUGCUCCUCGACGGGGGCGCCGCCGCGGUGGAGGCAGCCGCCGUGCUCGCCGCCUUCCACGUACUCCUUGCAAUGAUUAUGUGGUGCUAUUUGAUGGUUGUUUUCACGGAUCCUGGUUCUGUACCUGAAAACUGGAGACAGGAUGCCGAAUAUAGUGGGGAUCCUGGUUCCUCUCCAGAGGAGCAUGGAAGUGCACCUAGAUAUUGCUCUUGCUGUCAAAAUGCUAAACCUCCCCGCUGUCAUCAUUGUUCUGUCUGUAACAGAUGUGUGCUUAAAAUGGACCAUCACUGCAUUUGGGUAGUGAAUUGUGUUGGAGCAAGGAACUACAAGUAUUUUCUCCUUUUCCUGGUGUAUACAUUUGUUGAGACAGUGUUGGAUACCUUGGUACUACUUCCAAACUUUAUUGAGUUCUUUCAAGAUGAAAGUAGGCGUUCCAGCUCCCCUGGGGAUAUUGCUAUUCUAUUUAUGGCUUUUGUUCUCAACUUAGCAUUUGCGCUGAGCCUUCUCUGUUUCAUUGGCAUGCAUACAUCUCUCGCUAUGAGUAAUACAACUUCUAUAGAGGUCUACGAGCGAAAGAAGUCAGUUUCAUGGAAAUAUGACCUAGGAUGGAGAAGAAACUUGGAGCAGGUCUUUGGCACCAAAAAAGUGUUCUGGUUCGUUCCCAUGUACUCUACAGAGGAUCUGCACAACAUCCCUGCGCUUCGAGGCCUUGAGUUCCCCACUCGUUCUGACGCAAUUGUCUAAUCGCAUAUGAUGUCUAGCAUCAGUGUGUUCUACUCCCUCCGUUCCAAAUUAUAAGUCAUUCUAAGAAUCUUGAAAAGUCAAAGUUUUUCAAAUUUAACCAAAUUUAUAUGACAAGAUAAUAAUAUUUAUGAUACCAAUUAAGUAUCAUUAGAUUCUUUGUUAGCUAUAUUUUCAUAGUUCACUUAUUUGAUGUCAUAAAUCUUUAUAUUUCUUUCUAUAAUUUUGGUCAAACUUUAAUAUGGUUUGACUCUCCAAAAUUCUUGGAAUGAUUUAUAAUUUGGAACGGAGGGAGUAUGACAUAGGGCCGUCUCACCUGUAGAUUAUUGGAUUUCUGUACAGAAAUUUGUUAAUCUUUUUUUUUGGUAUACAGAAACACACAUGUCUAUUCUUUUUUUACACUAGCUGUAAGAACCAAACAAAGAUCCACUUGAUCCUCUUAAUUCUUUGUUGACUUAUUAAACAGUUUCAAAUUUUCA